Amaranthus tricolor (Joseph's coat) is the source of this 978-nucleotide messenger RNA. RefSeq names its product LRR receptor-like serine/threonine-protein kinase ERECTA. The coding region runs from base 78 to 743 and encodes 221 amino acids. The record is from RefSeq and is a predicted model, not a curated record. Gene Ontology annotation, molecular function: protein binding. The transcript has a single exon. Lineage: Eukaryota; Viridiplantae; Streptophyta; Magnoliopsida; Caryophyllales; Amaranthaceae.
CAUAACUCCAUACACACUUCCAUUUACCUUUAUCUCUUUUCCUCUCAUUUUUUCUCCUCAUUAAUUAUCUAUCAAUAAUGGAGAUUUUACCAAAACAUUCCCAUCCUCAUUACCUCUUCUAUAUUUCUCUCCUUCUCCUUCUCUCUCACUUCAACUUUUCCGACGCCGAUAUCCCAGCGUGCAACGCCCAAGACGAAGCCGUCCUUAUAAAAAUAAGAGACCAUUUCGGUGGCCCAAACGGCCCUCUUUCCGACUGGGAUUCCGACUGCUGUUAUUUCAACUAUGUCGGGUGCGGCGGAGAAGGAUCAUCUUACGGACGGGUCACCGCCGUCACUUUCCCCCUUAACGGAAUACUCUCCGGCACUAUUCCUUCAGACUUCGGUGACCUCCCUUUCCUCGACUUCUUAACCAUAGCUAAUAACGUUAACGUCACCGGAAGUAUCCCCAAAUCUUUAGGGAAUCUCAAGAAACUGUACCAUCUUGAUCUUAACUCCAACAGUUUAACGGGUCCAAUUCCAAAUGAAGUUUUACAGUUAACGGGUCUUAAAGAAGUUGAUCUUUCUAAUAAUAAAUUGUCGGGCCCGAUUCCCCCGUCGGUAUCCUCAUUGAAAUCGCUUACUAUGUUUAAUGUCUCACAUAAUCAGCUUUGUGGACAAAUACCAAGUGGGUUGAACAAGUUUGGUAAAAGUAGCUUUGUUAGUAAUAAGUGCCUUUGUGGUUCUCCUUUGCCUCCUUGCAAGUGAUGCUGUUUGAAUAGUUUAAUUACACCCCUGUCGGUUUUCUCAUCUUAUAAUAUAAUAUUAUCAGUAACAAUUUUAAGGAGAUCAGAUCAUAGAAAUAUAGAAGUAAUGAAUAAGGACUACUCAUACAUAAAUUCUCCUAGGAGGCCUAGUAUUGGCUAUAUUUUUUCGUUUUAUUAUACUUGUUAUAUUUGACUUUUUAUAUAAUUUUAUAUAAUUUAAUUAUUUAUAUAUUAAA